AUGCCAUUGCAACACCCCACACAAUCAAAAAAAAAAUGCUCAGGUGUUCCGUUGUACAACAGUGGAAAUCCCCAAGGAUGCGCGCAGGUAUACAAAGAAGCGGCCCAGAAUCUUCUGGAUGCAGCAACAAAGAUUCCAAGUUGUGGAACGUUGUGGAGGCGGGCGCUAGAUUCGCUACAGCAGCUCCCCAGCGCUGAUGCGCGUGCCUGGGCCCUGCGUCGGGCACUGGAUGCCGUGGCAGCGAACGACACUCCGUCUCCACCGUCGGAGAGCAUCUCACCGCCGGCCUUGGUCCGCGAUUUCUCAACCGCAAGCGGGCUGGAGGUGGCCGGCUUUAUCGUGAACGACACUGUGAUGGGUGGCCGCUCUGAUAGCGAGCUCGUGAUGUCCGACCAGGCCGCCGUUUUCCGCGGCACUGUCACCAAGCGCGGAGGCGGUGGCUUUGCCUCCGUUCGAUUCCAGCCGCGGGACCCCCAAACAGACAAGCAGCAUGCUGCAUGUCUGCAUGUCUGCAGAAUGUGUUCAUCCCAGUUUGUGGAGGGUGCUCACCCCGCCCCAGCUUACAUAUUUUCUAAUUGUACACUUUGUACACUACAAAGCCAUACGUAG
Messenger RNA from Symbiodinium natans, 609 nucleotides. The record is from the annotation of a GenBank genome assembly. NCBI's taxonomy places the organism in Eukaryota, Dinophyceae, Suessiales, Symbiodiniaceae.